GCGACAACCGGUUGCUUUAACCCACGUCUGUGUGCUGUGGAACUGAAAUACAACCUGUGACAUUCUCGCUGAGCCUCAGUGCGCACACACCCUCACCUGAGGACCUCACAGAGAGCCUGACUUUCUCCAAGCUGGAUUCCCGGAGCUCCUCGCCAUGCUUGCCUGGGUUUAGAUUCUCCAUGGAGCUCUCUAACCUGUACGAGGUCGCGCCCCGGCCCCUCAUGAGCAGCCUGAACCACGGCCAGCAGCCCUCCUCCGGCUACAGAGACCCGGCAGACCUCGGGGGUGAGAUCGGAGACAGCGAGCCUUCCAUUGAUCUGAGCGCCUACAUCGACCCGUCGGCUUUCAACGACGACUUCUUGGCCGACCUGUUCCACCACAACUCACGGCAGGACAAGGUCAAGAUCAUGAACGGAGAGUACGACUCAGUGCCAUGCAUCCCGGGCCCCCAGCAGCUCUACAUGUCCAACUACAUGGAGUCCAAGCUGGACCCGCUGUACGAGCACAACCCGCCGCGCAUUCGACCAGUGGCCAUCAAGCAGGAGCCCCAGGAUGACGAGGACCUGAACCCGGGCGUGCCCCCCACCUACCACCACCCGCACCCGCAUUCGCAGCAAUACUCCCAGCAUUCUCAACAGCAGCAGCCACAGCUGCCGCACCUCCAGUACCAGAUUGCGCACUGCGCGCAGACCACCAUGCACCUCCAGCCGGGCCACCCGACCCCUCCACCGACCCCGGUGCCCAGUCCGCACCAGCACCACCAUCAACACCAGCACCCGCAGCAUGGGGGGCUGAAGCUGCUGGAGCAGCACCGGGGGGGCGGGAAAUCCAAGAAGCACGUCGACAAGAGCAGCCCGGAGUACCGGCUGAGGCGUGAGCGCAACAACGUGGCCGUGCGCAAGAGCAGGGACAAGGCCAAAAUGCGCAACAUGGAGACACAGCAGAAGGUGGUGGAGCUGACCGCCGACAACGACAGACUGAGGCGGAGAGUGGAGCACCUGACCCGGGAGCUGGACACCUUACGGGGCAUCUUUAGACAGCUGCCAGACGGAUCCUUCAAACCCAUGGGCAGCUGAGAGACUAGUGAGAUGGACUGCAACCAGAGAGGAGCCAGAUUGGUAUAAUGCUGGAUUUAUACACACAAAUGUGUCUACAUCUCUUCAUGUGUAUGGACAGACUAAGAGCUGUGAGGAGACUGAGGCAGCUGAAGUGUUCACUGCAAAAUAUCUGUCAAAACAAAGCAGUUGGUCUCUUACUGUCACUAAGUGUCUCAUUCUCUAAACACAAGUGAAAGAGCACUCUCCAGUGUGCCGCUUUCAAACACGCGGGUCUUAUAAUAAGAAAACUUGGUGAGACCAUUUCACAGUUUCUCUUGUUUCAGGAACUUUCUGGACAAAGUGUCCGUUCAUAAAGCAGGAACUGACACCUGAUCUUUGAAAACUCUUGACACAAGAUCAUUUUUGGAAGCAGGUGAAAUCAUCUCACUAUCACCGCCUGGUUAUUUUUCAUUUGUUCUGAGAGAAUGAGACUUUUACUGACUUUUAUGACAGUAAAAACUAAAUGAAUUGUUCAGAUCGUAUUUGUUUUGCAGUGUUUGUGUGCCUUUGGAAACUUUUGUGCAGAAGCCAAUAAGCUCGUUCCCCCUGCAGAACCACACAACAGAGGACUGGUUGUUUUGUGCCUUAUUUCCGUACAGACCGUGUGCCAUGACACACUCUACUCACAUACCAGAGCAGCUAAGGUAGGGCAUGGGGGCGAUGAUCCAGACCAGCCUGUUGUGCAUGGUUGUCACAUAUUUUCCUUUGUUUUAUACAAGUUACCACCUCUGUAUCGUCUCCUAAUGAACUAGAACAUGUGUUUAUAGACUUACGAAAAUCAAAGUGCACACUGCUUGCAUAUAGGCUCAACUGUAUGUAGCCUAUGUUUAUUUUUUUCCUGCAGAGACAAUAAUGCAUGAUUUAUGCUCAUUCUGUUUGUGUAUCUCCACGUGACUGAGGUGCAGGGCUGUUGGCCCGCUCUGGUACGACAUGGUCUGAUGGUACAAUAUGGAAGUUACCAUAAUAAUAAUAAUAAUACCAAAAGCAUUGUCUGUGCACCAGUGGUCACAUGAUAGACAGCUGAAUUCCUACUCUUCCCUGUGAGUUCAAAUGUUUUGAAAAGAGACAGAAAGGGGAUUUUAUUUCAGGUUGUUUAACCCAUGGCAGUAAAAGCACUGUGGGUCUGCAGAUCUCACUACAAUCACCUCAAACAUUUGAACCAUGACACCAAACAAUGUUUAAGCUUCCCGCUCAGAAACAGGCGGGUUGUGUCUCUUAAUUCCCUUAAAGGUUAUACUGUGGAGGUUUUUCCAUCUGUAUGAAUGGUGAUGUUUGAGUUAUGUCUGCUGAUGUUAACACCAAAGUAAAGAUAAGGAAUAGACACAAAAACAGAAUAUUUCAAUUGAAACUGUGGUACCUGCUUCAUCAUGUCACCAUCCAUUGUAAUCCAAGUAUCUCUAAACCUGUUGCAGCAUGUUUGUGUAAAGCUCACAAUGACGCAUUUUUAAAAAGCCCUGAAAAUGUUUAAUGAGCUCAAAGAGAGGAGACUUUUCUGCAUCAAGUUCUUGCUGUGUGUUUGGCACAUACUCUGCAGGCUCUGAGAUGUCUGGUUUUCAGAGGACAGUGAAAGUACAGCAGCUUUCUAAUGUGCACUAUUUGUUGUCAAAUGAAGCACAGUGUUGUCUGUGACACAUGCAUGGGUACUGAUCUGAAAAGCAGCAGAAAGAAACACGCCUCAUUCUACAUAUGUGUAUUUAUGUGUCGCUGAUUAUGAGAAAAACAAACAUAAACCAAAUGUGAAAAGGGUUUCUAUGCAAAGUGUCUCUUCCUCUUUUCCACUGUGGAAUCAUAGCACACACACGCACACACACACACACACACACACAGUGCCUUCUGAUCCUCUGAGAUGACCUUUGACCUCUCUGAUCUGCUCGUCACCCUGUUUAAACUGACGAUGAUUAGUGUCAGUGAGGACAAAGGAAGCACUUUGUUGUCUUUUUACAAACAAUGUUUAAACCAGUUUGUUUUCAAGUUAAUGUCUCAAUUGUAAAAU
This is a messenger RNA of Monopterus albus (swamp eel), 3090 nucleotides long. It is a transcript of the gene cebpa, whose product is annotated as CCAAT enhancer binding protein alpha. Gene Ontology annotation, biological process: regulation of transcription by RNA polymerase II; DNA-templated transcription; myeloid cell differentiation. The record is from RefSeq and is a predicted model, not a curated record. The transcript has a single exon. NCBI's taxonomy places the organism in Eukaryota, Metazoa, Chordata, Actinopteri, Synbranchiformes, Synbranchidae. Gene Ontology annotation, molecular function: DNA-binding transcription factor activity, RNA polymerase II-specific; RNA polymerase II cis-regulatory region sequence-specific DNA binding. The coding region runs from base 180 to 1076 and encodes 298 amino acids.